AUGUCGUGUGCCUCUCUCUGGCCUCGGCGUCUUCCAUCGUGUGAACACCCGAAGCACGGUGACAGCCCAAUCAAGCUAGUCCAACCUUGUUCUCGGGCAUCUUCAGCAGAAAGCACUAUCGACUUGGACUCUACGGGGAUAAGUGAAUCCCAGAGUGCUCCACGAGGUCCAAAGCAGCCAUACGAUGCGUUCCUGGUUCUCGAUGUCGAGGCUACCUGCGUGGCCGGUGCCAAGUUUGACUAUCCAAGCGAGAUCAUUGAGUGGCCCGUUUGUCUCCUGCGUUGGAAGGAUAAGGAUCGCAAUGAAAGAGCACGCGUGCUCGAGAUAGUGGACGAGUUCCGAAGUUUCGUCAGACCCACUUGGCGGCCCCAACUGUCGCAGUUCUGUACUGAUCUGACUGGUAUUACCCAAGAACAAGUAGACAGUGCGCCGACUUUCACGCAAUUGAUGGACAUCUUUAGAGAGUUUAUGGAGAGACAUGGUCUCAUUGAAUUCGAAACGGGCCGACGGCUCAUACGCUUCUGUUGGUGCAGUGACGGACCCUUUGACAUACGCGAUUUUGUGGUGAAGCAAUGUUUCAUGUCUAAGAUUUCCAUGCCUGCAUGGCUUAGCGGUGACGUGCUAGAUGUGCGAAGCGCAGUCGGGGAAUGGUAUCUCACUACGUCUCGACGUUGUCAAGAAAAAAGAUAUAUUGAGUGUGCCUUUCCGAUGCCGAAACGUCUUUCGAUUUCUAUUCCUCGCCAAUUGCAAGUGCUCGGUCUUUCACCGUUUCAAGGCCGUCAGCACAGCGGAAUGGAUGUCAGGACACCCGCAAUAUCACCCGCAUCGUUAUUGAACUCGCUCGGAAGGGUGUCAAGAUGCAGCCGAACACAGCCAUAA
Sparassis crispa is the source of this 879-nucleotide messenger RNA. RefSeq names its product 3'-5' exonuclease eri1. The transcript is spliced from 6 exons. Lineage: Eukaryota; Fungi; Basidiomycota; Agaricomycetes; Polyporales; Sparassidaceae. The record is from RefSeq and is a predicted model, not a curated record. Gene Ontology annotation, molecular function: 3'-5'-RNA exonuclease activity; nucleic acid binding. Bases 1 to 879 code for a protein of 292 amino acids. Gene Ontology annotation, biological process: exonucleolytic trimming to generate mature 3'-end of 5.8S rRNA from tricistronic rRNA transcript (SSU-rRNA, 5.8S rRNA, LSU-rRNA).